Oncorhynchus keta (chum salmon) is the source of this 534-nucleotide messenger RNA. RefSeq names its product zinc finger protein 853-like. The record is from RefSeq and is a predicted model, not a curated record. The transcript has a single exon. NCBI's taxonomy places the organism in Eukaryota, Metazoa, Chordata, Actinopteri, Salmoniformes, Salmonidae. The annotation marks the transcript as partial.
CAGCUGCAGUUGGAGCAGCAGUUGCUGCAGUUGAAGCAGCAGUUGCUGCAGUUGAAGCAGCAGUUGCUGCAGUUGGAGCAGCAGUUGCUGCAGUUGGAGCAGCAGUUGCUGCAGUUGAAGCAGCAGUUGCUGCAGUUGGAGCAGCAGUUGCUGCAGUUGGAGCAGCAGUUGCUGCAGUUGGAGCAGCAGUUGCUGCAGUUGGAGCAGCAGUUGCUGCAGUUGAAGCAGCAGUUGCUGCAGUUGAACCAGCAGUUGCUGCAGUUGAAGCAGCAGUUGCUGCAGUUGGAGCAGCAGUUGCUGCAGUUGGAGCAGCAGUUGCUGCAGUUGAAGCAGCAGUUGCUGCAGUUGGAGCAGCAGUUGCUGCAGUUGGAGCAGCAGUUGCUGCAGUUGAAGCAGCAGUUGCUGCAGUUGGAGCAGCAGUUGCUGCAGUUGGAGCAGCAGUUGCUGCAGUUGAAGCAGCAGUUGCUGCAGUUGAACCAGCAGUUGCUGCAACGGUGGUGGUUGCUGCGGUUGGAGCUGCAGUAGUCAUUGUAG